Molecule: messenger RNA, 636 nt
Organism: Hermetia illucens (black soldier fly)
Lineage: Eukaryota; Metazoa; Arthropoda; Insecta; Diptera; Stratiomyidae
Gene: TfIIA-S
Product: transcription initiation factor IIA subunit 2
Exons: 3
Coding region: 119-457 (112 amino acids)
Biological process (GO): transcription initiation at RNA polymerase II promoter; RNA polymerase II preinitiation complex assembly
Cellular component (GO): transcription factor TFIIA complex
Molecular function (GO): RNA polymerase II general transcription initiation factor activity; TBP-class protein binding
Source: RefSeq, a predicted model, not a curated record
GUCUUAGAACUUAGCUGUCAAACGGUGUUUAUCGAUUUGCUCCAGAACCGACUCCUGCAUUUUCGUUUUGUACUUCGCCGAGUUUCAUUCAGUUCUCGUUCUAUCUGGACCCUUCAAAAUGUCGUAUCAGUUAUACCGAAACACCACCCUCGGAAACACCCUCCAGGAAAGCCUUGAUGAGUUAAUUCAGUACGGGCAGAUCACGCCGCAACUCGCCUUCAAAGUCCUCCUGCAGUUCGACAAGUGCAUCAAUUCGGCGCUGUCGCAGCGCGUGAAGGCCCGCGUGACGUUCAAGGCGAACAAACUGAACACAUACCGAUUUUGUGAUAACGUCUGGACGCUGAUGCUCAACGACGUCGAGUUCCGCGAGGUCCACGAAUUCGCCAAAGUCGACAAAGUGAAGAUUGUAGCCUGCGACGGGAAAAAUGCUGUAAUAAAUGACGACGAGAGGAGGUAAGGAACCGCCGCUCAACGGGACGUCGCGUGAUCCGCCUAAUCCUUUUGUAUUCUAAGUUUCUCUCCGUAGCUGUAAACGUUGUUUGAAUUUACGUUUUGUUCUGUUUUAUAGAUUACAGUAAUCUUAGUUUUAAUAAAAUUCUUGGUGGAGUGGAAAUAAAAUGUCGCCUUUGACUGGUA